Polyodon spathula (Mississippi paddlefish) is the source of this 3903-nucleotide messenger RNA. Its product is annotated as arrestin domain-containing protein 3-like. Gene Ontology annotation, biological process: protein transport. Gene Ontology annotation, cellular component: cytoplasm. The transcript is spliced from 8 exons. The coding region runs from base 224 to 1477 and encodes 417 amino acids. The record is from RefSeq and is a predicted model, not a curated record. Lineage: Eukaryota; Metazoa; Chordata; Actinopteri; Acipenseriformes; Polyodontidae.
UGUCUUUGUACAGAGACCGUAGAGCAGGGAUAACAGCAUCUGUUGCUGUUAUUGAAACCUGCACAACUCAAUGAGCUGUUUGCCACAGACUCGCUGAUCCUGCCUGCAGCUUUUGCACGGCAAAGGCAUCGAUCAGUGUAAAAAAGAAAGAAAAAAGAUCACAUUUUAUAUGAGAUCUUUUUUUUUUUUCACAUAAUUAUUUUUGUACAUUUUUCUUACAACCAUGGUGCUGGGGAAGGUGAAGGGUUUUACAGUAAGCUACGACUGUCUCAAUGACAGCAAUGUCCCCGUGUUCUCCAGCGGGGAUUCCGUCUCAGGAAGGGUGGUCAUCGAGGCCACGGGAGACAUCAGAGUGAAAUCUCUCAAAAUCCACGCCAAAGGGUUUGCAAAAGUUCGAUGGACUGAAUCUAGAAACGCCGGAUCCAAUACUGCCUACACGCAGAAUUUCACCGAAGAAGUGGAAUACUUAAAUCAUAAAGACAUCUUAAUUGGACAUGAAAGAGAUGAUGAUAACUCCGAAGAAAGUCUCACCACUAUUCAUUCAGGAAGACACGAGUAUGCAUUUAGUUUUGAGCUUCCACAAACGCCACUGGCUACCUCCUUUGAAGGCAAAAAUGGCAGUGUGCGCUACUGGGUGAAAGCUGAACUUCACAGGCCCUGGCUUCUGCCAGUGAAAGUGAAGAAGGAAUUUACAGUCUUUGAGCACAUUGACAUCAACACUCCUUCGUUGCUGUCACCCCAGGCAGGCACAAAAGAGAAGACUCUUUGUUGCUGGUUCUGCACCUCAGGUCCCAUCUCCUUAAGUGCCAAAAUUGAAAGAAAGGGCUACACCCUCGGGGAAUCCAUUCAGAUCUUUGCUGAAAUUGAGAAUUGCUCCUCCCGCGUGGUAGUGCCAAAGGCAGCCAUUUACCAAACACAGACUUUCUAUGCCAAAGGGAAAAUGAAGGAAGUCAAACAACUCAUAGCCAAUCUGCGUGGGGAGUCCCUGUCCUCUGGCAAAACGGAGACGUGGAGUGGCAAAAUGCUGAAAAUCCCUCCAGUGUCUCCCUCCAUUCUGGACUGCAGCAUAAUUAGAGUGGAAUAUUCACUAAUGGUAUAUGUGGAUAUUCCUGGAGCAAUGAACCUGCUCCUAAAUUUGCCUCUGGUCAUCGGUACGAUACCCCUGCACCCUUUCGGCAGUCGCACCUCCAGUGUGAGCAGUCAGUGCAGCAUGAACAUGAACUGGCUGAGUAUGGCACUUCCGGAAAGACCCGAAGCACCACCAAGCUAUGCAGAAAUUGCCACAGAACAGCGACAGAACGGCAUGGCACCCCCUGCUGCACGGGAUGACUUUGAGCGGGCACUCGAGGGACCACUAUUUGCAUAUAUCCAAGAGUUCCGCUUUCAACCACCGCCCCUCUAUUCAGAGAUUGACCCAAAUCCAGAUCAAGUAAACGGCAUUGAAGAAGGGAGACCAGAUUCUUGCCCAUCUCGCUGAAGGAAACCCGGACCCACCCAGAGUUUACUUGAGGAUUUUUAUACUAGCGUCCUGCUCUGUUUCAAACAGAGAAAAUGUGACGAAGUCCAUUACGAGCAGAGGAAACUGUCGGACACUUUCCUGCCGAGUGGUGGAUUGAUAUUAGACAACCUGUGAUAAUCAUUGAAGCCAAUGGCCUAAAGACACAAGAGACUGCUCUGCCUGCCUAGAAAACUUUGCUUUCCAUAACCAUGGCACAUUCAUGACUCUCUAGAGAGCAGUUUCUGUAGAAAAACAAAAAACAAAAACAAGUGUUUCCUAUAUGGCGUUAAGCAGCAUUUUACUUCAGAGGAAAGAUUUGAUUUUGUUUUUAUUAAUAUAAUUGUCCUCCUGCCUCAUUUGGAAGUUUGCGCAUAUUGCCUAGUGCUUGUGUUGCGUGGCUCUGUUUCUUUAAAAUCCUGAAAAAAAAAAAGAAAAAACGUUUUUUUUUUUCCUCAUUUUAUGCUGGACUAGAGAAUGCAGACUUUGCUCCUUGAAUCUCUUAAUCUGCACAACUAUGAACAAUGCAGAGUGCAGCAUUAAAAAAAGAAGAAACUGAAAUGAAGAAUGCAAUGACUUUUUUUUUUUUGAGUUCCUAUUAAGAAAUGUAGCCUGGACUGUACUGUGUUGGACCUGCUCAGUGCUGUCUUCUCGGGCUGAUGCUGCAUCACCUUUUCAGCUUGGAUCCAAUUAUGGCUUUGUUUUCAAACGUCAAAUGCCUUUAGCCCAUUUUUGUUUUGCUGUAUGUGUGUUCCUCAGCCUCCUGUAGUAGAACAGCAACAGAUCACAAACCCGAGUUACAAACACAACAAGCUGAGAUUCCACGGAAUACUAGUGAGGGGCAUUUUGUGAAGAGUCUUCAGAUUGAGCGUUUGUUGCCUUUCUACUAUAACCACAGAGCAGCGUUGUUACAUACCGCCUAAAACACUCACUCUCAGGUGAACGUCUCACUUGCCAAACAGUUGUUUUUUUUCUUUUUCUUUUAAUUGCACUGUUGCUAAUAAUGUGGGAUACAAACCAAGAUAUGAGGCAGUUUUUUAAGACAAAUAAGAUUCCCUUUUUGUCCUGCCGAGCUUGCAGAAUCCACCCAUACCAAAUGUUUUCCAGUCCUAUGAAGCCAAAAAAAAAGAUAGAAAGGUACAGGCUAUUACAGCAACCAGUUAGGCACAGAGGCCAAAGAGGUCUGGUUUGCUGUAUGGCUGUAAUGCUGUUGAACCUUCAAGCAAGCUAGAACAGGCCGACAUGUUCUAGACUGUUUAACUGCAUUAUAUUAAAGACAGAUGAAGCAAAUGGAAGUCUGUUAGUGUGUAGGUUUACACAUAAAGAUUACUUUUAUUUUUUUUGUUAAAGGUUGAAGGACUGGGAAAACAUUUUGGUAAAUCAUCAACUGCUGCUCCCCCUACUUGUUCCUCCAUGAAGUACCAGUGUUGGCAAUCAAAAAAAAGGUUUACAAGUGUAAAAGAGGCAUUCUUAUAGAUUGAGUCAGCCAGCACAUUGUAAUAAUCAUCCAGCUUUUCACCAUGUAAACCUGUACACACAUCAAAAAAGUGAUCUUAACUGAGUGGCCUUGACAAAGAACUGACGUGAUUUAUUGUUAUUAUUUUCAUAAAUGAUUACUUAAUACCAGUUGCAGCCAAGCUAGGAAUUCUUAUAUUGCAGAGCUGAAUGUUCACCUUUUAUACCCACCUACAUUCGGACAAAAAGGGAAAACAAUGAGUCCUUUAAAGUGAGAGAAUAAUUCCCAAGAUCCCUGCAUUACGUUUUGUUCUCUUAAAUACUGGGGUAGUUGACGACCUAGGGCAUUUGGUGUUUGUUGUUUUUCAGUCUGACAACCCCUUAUUUUUUUAUUUUUUUUUUUAGGACUAGGGAACAAUUGCUGUGGUUUACAGUAUAAAAGUCGAAUGAAAAUGGAAUUGACCAAUAUUUCAGUCAGUGGCUUGGUUGUUGCUGACACAUUUCUGUAUUUCUGUUGAAAGAUGUAAAUGUGGUCUAAAUGCUAAUUAAAAGAAAAAGAAACCGCAGCUAAUUUCUUUUUUUUUUUUAAUUUUUUUUUAUUUCUCUGACCUGUUUUCAUUGGUCAAUCCCAUAAUCCAAAACAUGUUGGGCUUGUGUUAUAGUCCAGUGUUCAAGCUAGUUUCCUUUUUUUUUUAUUAAAUUAGGAACAGAAAUGUUAAAUGAAAGGAAACAAAUCCCAAAUGGUUUCGAAACCAAGUGCAAUAUUCCAUGUUUAUGUAUGAUAGAAUUUAUUCUGUAGCUGUUUUGUAGUGUCUCAUUAUUUGUUGUUUAGUUUGGUGCUGUUCAUUGCCUGUAGACUCUGUUACAAGAGGCGAAUACCUGUUCUGAAUGAUUUCUUUUUGUCUACUUCGUCCUUAUGAAAAAUAAACACUUUUUUUUUUGUGUGUGUUAAA